AAACGGCGAGCAAAACGAGUGAGGUCAAAAUAUACCAUGUAGCAUCUUGCUAACUGGAUAUAAGUCUUUAUUUUGGAACAGAAUUAAGACGUUUAUUCAACAUAAUUAGGUUUAUUCAUGCUCGAAUUGAAGUUUACACACGGUGACACUGAUAAAUGACGUCUCGCUGACAAACUAGGUAAUCCAUGCAUCCUGUUUAGGGUCGCGGUGGGUCUGGUGUUACUCGAAAACCCCUGACGCAAGGCAGGCAAACACACUCACGCCAAGUCACCUAAGGGCAUGCUUUUGGAAGCUGGAAGAAACCUGGGGUACCCAGAUACGAAGAGAACAUGCCAAACUCUCGACUAGUUGAGAUAACCACAACCACCCAAAACACCUUCACCUUCAUCUUUACCAUGGUGCGUCACAGUAAGCUCCAGAAGCAGGUGCUUUCGCUGUAUCGCCAGUUCCUGCGAGCCGGCCGGGACAAACCCGGGUUCCUCCCCAGAAUACGAGACGAAUUCCGGACAAACGCCGCCAUUCAGAAGUCGGACGUUAUGCACAUAGAGUAUCUGUACCGACGAGCUCAGAGGCAGCUGGAGCAGCUGAAGGACGUGAACACCAAACAGCUGGGGGUUUUCAGCCAACCUCAGAAGAACAGCUGACGGGUGGAUGAAGUUACUUGGGGAUGGACUCACAGAUGGACAAACUGUGUUUAUAAAAGUGCCAUUUACCUACAACAGAUGAAUAAAUGUGUUUUACUUUAGUCAGCUGCUCACAUGAUGAUUUUACUGUCAUACUGAAUUCUGUGUAUUUAUUUUAUAACGUUACGCACUUAUUUAGAAUCAUUCAGCACAGCACAAAGUGACCGAAUUAAGGAGGGAAUUGUUAUGUUGUUGUUUUAUCAGUUUAAUUAGAUAUAGCUGAAGCUAGGAUAAGAUAUUUCCACAUUGCAGUUAUCACAUUAGACAAUAAUUUAUUAAAUAGAAUGUAUAAAAGUACAACCACAAAUCAGAAAAAGUUGGGACAGUAUGGAAAAUGCAAAUAAAAUAAAAACACAGAGUUCCGUACAUUUACUUUGACUUUUAUUUGAUGUCAGACAGGAUGUGUUGUCUGGUCAGCUUCAUUUCAUUUGUUAAUAAACUUUCAUACAACAUUUCAGGCCUGCAACACAUUCCAAAAAAAGUUGUGAUGGGGGAAAUUUAGGGCUAGUAAUGAGGUGAAAAAAUUAAAUAAUGAUGCGAUUUUAAACAGGUAAUUGUGAUCAUGGUUUGGUACAAAAGCAGCAUCCAGGAAAGGCUGAGAGUCUCUGAUGAGUAAAGACGAUCAGAGGAUCCAGUUUGUCCACGAAUGUGUGAGAAAAUGAUUAAAAUGUUUAAGAACAAUGAACCUCAAAGAAAGGUUGGAAGGGAUUUGCAUGUUCUCCCUCUACAGUGCAGAAUAUCAUUAAACCAUUCAAGGAAUUAGGAGGAAUUUCAGUGCGUAAAGGCCGAGGGUGCGAGAUUAAUCUGAACGCCCUUGAUCUUCCAUCCCUCAGACGGCACCGCAUCAAGAACCUCCACUCAACACUAGCUGAUAUAACCACAUGAGUGAGGGAUUAGUUUAUCAAACCUUUAUCAAGCUCUACAAUACAGAGUUACUGCACAAAUGACACUUCAAACUUUACUGUGCAAAAAAGAACGCAAAAGUUGUCACUUACUCUGUGAUCAGUUUCUUACCAAUAUUAAAACAGGUUAUGUGUAAUUAAUUCCCUUAAUAAACAGUAAUGCAAGAUGUUUGGAAUGAAUGAAAAAUACCAUAUUAGGUGACGUAUUCAGGCCGCCCGUGUAAACUGGUACAGAGAAAUGUUAGAAAUUAAAUCGGUAUUGUAGAAUAAAUCGUUUGAACAAUAUAAUGAAAGUAACAGUGUUCCAUACAUGAGAGGGGUAGCACGGUGGCUAAGUGGGUAGCACUGUCGCCUCACAGCAAGAAGGUCAUGGGUUCGAUCCCCAGGUCGGGUGGUUCGGGUCCUUUCUGUGUGGAGUUUGCAUGUUCUCCCCGGGUCUGUGUGGGUUUCCUCCGGGUGCUCCGGUUUCCUCCCAUGAACCUUGUGUAAUGAGUAAUGACCGUUUCUGUCAUGACUGUAACCAAAGUGUAAAACAUGACGUUAAAAUCCUAAUAAACAAACUAUUUGUACAUAA
Trichomycterus rosablanca is the source of this 2159-nucleotide messenger RNA. It is a transcript of the gene sdhaf1, whose product is annotated as succinate dehydrogenase complex assembly factor 1. Gene Ontology annotation, cellular component: mitochondrion. Lineage: Eukaryota; Metazoa; Chordata; Actinopteri; Siluriformes; Trichomycteridae. Gene Ontology annotation, biological process: mitochondrial respiratory chain complex II assembly. The record is from RefSeq and is a predicted model, not a curated record. The transcript has 3 exons. The coding region runs from base 330 to 644 and encodes 104 amino acids.